AUGAAAAACAUAGAAUUUAAAGAAAAAAGUAAUUAUUUGAAAAUCGAAGAAGGAGGUUAAGAAGGUAAAUACGUUAGAAUUACAAAGGGGACAUUUUCAAAUAAAAUUUAUAUAAGAACUUCUAAUUUGUCAAAAUUUUAGUCUAAUUUAUUAAUAAAUCUGGAAGCUCCAGGGUUCAAAAUAGUUUCUUAGGAUAUAUACGUAUAUUUAGGAGAUUAAGAAUAAGCUUUUAGGAUAGGAGUAAGCAAUGAAUUAUUGGAGAAAGUUUACAGUUUAUAAAUUAAGAAGAAAGAAUUUGGACUUAAACCAAUUUAUAAUGUUUUCGAUAAUAUGAUUGUGUUUGUUAUGAAUGCUCCUGUAGUUAUUUAAAUGCCUUAAAUUAUUACUGUUCCUCUUGGAGGAUGUUCUUUACCUGAAAAGAUUUAAAUAGGAAAUGUACCAUAUGAAAAUGUCGAAAUUGUAUAUGAAUUUGCGAAUUUUUUGGAAAUGAAUAUCGAACUCUCGACUUUUACUUCAACUUUUAAUUCAGAAACUUCCUUUAGGUAUUUAAGUUUUUGUGCUUUAAAUAGUAAUGUUUAAGCUAUUAAUACGGAAAUUAACAUGAAACUUAGUGGCAUAAAUAAAAAUUCUUAUUAACUAGCAUUUAAAGAUAAAAGUACAAAUGUUAUAAUAGCUGAAGUAGUUCAAAAAGACAAAUCAAUAAAACCUACUCUUAAUCUAAGCGUUUUUUAAACAAAAAGGAGUUAUGCUAAAUUUCUAGUCUAAGCAAAUACUAAUGGAGUUGUUUAUUGGAAUAUAUCUGUGAUUGAAAAUUAUGUAUCUAAAAGUUUAGAGGAUAUAAAAAUUCUUAUCAAAGAAUCGAAUACUAUUAUUUAGUAAACCUAAGAUAUUUUGUAUAUUUUUUAAGGAAAUAAAAAAGAUUAAAGAAUUGGCUUAAUCGCCUUUAAAUAAAGUAAUGUUGAUUAAACUUAUAUUGAUAUUGAUGAAUUAAUUCCAGAAACUAAAUAUAUAAUUUGCGUUUAUUUUGAUACUGAGUUUAGAUAAGCUACAGAAGAACAAUGUCUCAAUUUUACUACUUUAGUUUCUUUUAAUAAAUAUGCUUUUUCUGAUAAUAUAAAUGAUGUUUUGUGCUUUUAUGUAUCUUAAUCAUAAACAAGAAUAAAAAAUAUAAUUAAUGCAGAUGGAUUAAGUUGUUCUAGAAAUGCAAUGCCUGAAUAAUAUUAUUUUAAAUACAAAGGAGUAAUUAACUCGAAUGCAAAUAAAUCAACAAAUAUUUAUCUAAUUCCUGAUUUAUAAUUCGAAAAUGAUCAAUCAAUAAAUGUUCUUAAAGAUUUAUACGAUGCAAUGAAUAUAAUUUAAGAUGCGAAAAAUAAAUUUAACAUUAAUUAUAUUUCGCAAACUGCUUACUCAUAUAAGUUUAAAUAUAUAUAAGCUUAAAACAAAGUUGAUGAUUUUUAAAUUCCUAAUUUAGUGAAUAUAUCUUUUAAAACAAAAGGAACUGCCUAUAAUUCUGCUUUAAUCAUUGAUUAGCUUGAAUUAAGUACCGAUGGAUAAGUUUAUUUUAUUGCUGAAAGAUAUGCUAAAGCAGUAUAUGAUCCAGUAAAAGACUAAAUUUAUGACUCCCCAAUAGCCUUUUUAAAAAAACCAACUCCUGAAUAAAUUGUUUCGUGCAAAAAUAAUAUUAAUUAUAAAGCAGAAUUAUGCUUUAAAGCAGUCUACAAUAAUGGAUAGCAAAUUAAAUUUGAAAUUACUGAUUUAAAUCCAAAUACUCGUUAUAAGAUCUAUUAUAUUAUUGCUAAUCAUUUUCCUAUAAUACCUAUAUAUGGUGAAUAAGUUUAUGAAGAAAUAGUCUUAAGUUCACCAUAUGGAGGUGGACUUAUUUCAAAUGGAAAAUUAAUUUGUUUCUCUUUAAUUAUUUUUAUAACAAAAAUUAUUAUGUGA
Ichthyophthirius multifiliis is the source of this 1941-nucleotide messenger RNA. RefSeq lists its product as hypothetical. The transcript is spliced from 5 exons. Lineage: Eukaryota; Ciliophora; Oligohymenophorea; Hymenostomatida. The record is from RefSeq and is a predicted model, not a curated record.